This is a messenger RNA of Planococcus citri (citrus mealybug), 3436 nucleotides long. RefSeq lists its product as uncharacterized. Lineage: Eukaryota; Metazoa; Arthropoda; Insecta; Hemiptera; Pseudococcidae. The record is from RefSeq and is a predicted model, not a curated record. Bases 381 to 2336 code for a protein of 651 amino acids. The transcript is spliced from 3 exons.
AAUCGCGAUUGUAAGAAGAUGGAGCAAAGCGAAAAGAUGGCAAGUUGAUUGUGGCCGAGUACGCGAUACUGUUCGGUUGGAAUAUGCGUGAGCGCGAUCGCGUCUUCGUCGUCGUCUUCGCUUUGGUUUCGGUGGUUACUGGUUUUCGUGCUGCUGGCGCGUUUGCUUUCUGCUUCGGUUUUCGCAGUUCGCUUCGAUUUUGAUCGCAUCUCGCUGACUAAAAUUUGAAUUAGAAUUUUUUUUUCUUAAACUUUUACUUGUACUUGUAGGUGUAGGUAGACGCGAUACUACGAGGAGUUGGUGCGCGAGUGUCGCGUGUGCACGGCGGUACUUGCUUUUGGGUACUUAGCUAUAUUGUCGGGUAAUCAUCCGGCCGCCAUAUGUUCUACGAAAUAAAAGACAAACGCGUCGAAAGCGGCACACAGACUAGAUGGUGGCUAACAGCGGCUUUCUGCGGGGUCGUCAUCACCGCUGGUUUUAUCGGUAUCAUUUUUUGGCUAGGAAUUUCAGUGCGACAACCUGAUCCUCCGAAUUACGAACGACGACCGUCGUCGUUGCGCGAAUAUCAGCAGCGUGGUAAAAUUUCAAAACCUCCGGCACCGACUCAGGCUCCGGCGACGCCACCUCCGUACCAGCCUCAAAUCGAGUACCCGACCGCCGAGAUUUUAAAAACAACCAUUAAACAUAAAAAGGGACGCAUCGAAAUGGUGGACAACGGAGCGUCUUCUGCAAAUGCCAAGAGCAAUUCGAGCCGAGACACGGACGAGUAUGCGGAAAACGAUUCCCCGGAUGCGCAACUUCGUUCGAAAAUCGCCAAGUUAUCGUCGAUACAAGAAUACGAGGACGGUGAUGGGGAUGGUGAAAGCGACCAUGAAAUCCGCCUCAAGGGUGGAAUCAGCCCGCUCGAAGAAAUUCCACCGAUGAAUACCGGCGCCGCGGUUUCCAGCGACCAUCAUAGUAAUUCGGUGAAGAAAAAAAGCGAAGCCGUAUUGCCCAGUUGGUACGAUCCGAAUUUACACGUCGUCGAUUCCUCCUCCUUGUCCUCGUCUUCGUCGUCUAAGAUGGAACCUUUGAACGAUCUCAAGCAAGCCGAUACGGUGUACGAUUUGCCCGAUUUCUCUGUUAUUAAACCAGACUUGAGCGCAUUCAACACGAAAACCAUUCCAGCUUUUACGUAUCUGAAAGAGCCGUUGCCUCAGUUCGAAAAUGUCCCCGCAACCAGCUCGGACAUGGGCAACGUUGACGAUUCGUUGUACUACCACGAUCACGACCGCGACCACCAUCAUCACCAUCCUCCUCAUCAUCAUCAUCAUCAUGGUCAGCCAAAUCGCCAUCAACAAUCCUCCCCAUCGUCGUCAAAUUCCGCACUGGGUGCAGACGUGAACGAAAACAUUGUAAGUGGUUCAGCGACAACCGGUGCCGCCAAAGAUGACAACUCGCUGAUGAACUUCCUUCAAAAAAGACUGCAAAGCAUGCACGAUUGGCUUCUGUACGGCAGCAAGCGAAACCGUUCUGUCGACGUCAUGGAGAUCGUGAAAAUGGUGAAUAAUUCGCUGCAAACGAAAAACGUGGGCGCCAUUUUUUCCAAAUUCAAAGACCUGUACGUCGGUUUGAACACGAGCGAUGUACAAAACAUGCCCGUGGCCAAUUUGUUGUAUCCGACUAGUCCUUCGCUGUUGAACAACAGCACAAGCCUGGUAUCUUUCGGCCUGCUGGCCAUCGACUUGUUCCUUUUGCACAACGUACAGCAAAUCGUGUGGAACGAAGAGUCGAAAAUCGGCGAAGAAAUGCUCAAAGAUCCGGAUGUGGUGGCUCUGAACGCGUUGUUCAUGUCUCCGGACCGAGUGCAGCAGCUUAGGCAAACCAAUUCGCGCAAAAUCCUUACCGACGAUGAAGGCGACAGCGGCAAGCAACAGAAAAAAGGCAAAGGCGGUGUCGUGCACGAUUUACUCGAAUUCAUCAACGGUGGUCUUAGAGCCGUUUUGAACCUCAGCAGAGCGUACAAGAGCAGCGUCGGCGGCGGCAGCGGUAAAUCCAAUAACGCCAGGAGCACAUCCAACGGCUCCACAUUGGAUUGCAUAUGGACGUUGUACUGUAGAAAUUUAGAUAAAACUGCCAAGUUACAAGGACCGUACGGAUUUUUGGCCAAAAUGAACAGCUUGGGCCUCAGACUGAUGAUGGGAGAAUUUCCGGCCGAAAAAGCCCUAGAUCGCUUGAUGAAAGAAUACAACAGUGGCUGGGGUCCGUUAGACUGCGAUAAAUUAUUUCCCAGAUGUAACGCCGAAGAAGCUAAAGAAAUCGUUAUACAAACCGCUCUGGGAAGAUCGACAAUUUAAAUUCAUCGUCAACGGAUCUCGUCAAUUUUCGACCGCUUUACAAUUAGGCAUCGAAAAUCAUCACUUUUAUUAUUCUAGUUCGUGUCCGCGUCCACGGUGGAUAAUACAGAGUACCGUACACUCUAAUAAUUUGCUGUCGCAAAAUAUAUCUACCCGUGUACAACGGUAAGUAUAGCAUCUGACCGACAAUUCAGACACCAAAAAAGAAGAAAUUUUACCGUCGAUGACAACAAAAAGACUGAAUUAGAUGUGCAAACUUUCGACUCGACGAUUAAUUAAUAAUUACCUACCAAUUAGGUAUACCUAUUCCUAGAUACGUUUACAUAGAGCGCAGUGCACUGCUCAAAGAUAUUCGUAUCGAGCAGCGAGCACUCUCAGACAAUUUUUUGUUGACAAAAAUCCAAAAAUACAUGUAUGUACCUACCUACCUGAGGUAAGUAAGCUGGUCACUGUGAUUGGAGCAUACCUACGCUUACGAGUAUUCCACGUUGCCAACGUACUUUUGUGAUCAAAAAAAUUUGCUGUGGGGUGCACGUACGAGUCUCUAUGCGUAGGUAUUGCGGCGUAUUUUUCAUUUUGUAUUUUUGUAAACGGGUACUUACGAGGUAUUCAUCUGUUGCACUUUCUUCCAAUAUUAUGCUAUACGUAUACGUGGACCAAAAAUCAAAGCGAAAAUGAUUUCAAAACGUAUCCUCGAGAUUAUUUUAUUCCUUUUUUUUCAAAUUUGUACGUAUGUAGGUAUAUCUAUGGACGAAAAAUAGUGAUCAGCAAGAUACGUGAAUCGCCCUCGCGACUUAAUUAGUACCCGUUUAUAGCCCCGACCUACCCUUGAAUACUUGGGCGCUUGUAUGUAAACGCCUCGCCUGAUACUGAUCGUGUUUUGUUUUUAUUUUUGUUUUCGUUUUGUUUGUUUGUUUUUUAAACGCAUUUUUAUGUAUUAGUUAUUAUGUAUGUAGGAGUUAAUAAUUUAUUAUUGUUGUUGUUCGAUACGUACCUAUGUAAGUGUUUGCUUAAUAAAGAGUUACGUAAGUUGUUGUUUGAAUACUAGGCGAGUGUGUUCGCUGUUGAUGGAUUUUAAAAAUACAGGGUGACCACGUAAA